AAAACAUUAAAAAUUCUCGCGAUCGUACCCUUCUGCUGCUGCUGCUGUCUGAGCAAAGAUGGACACGAACACAGAAGAACCGACGGAUGGACCGAGAGUAACAUAUAACGAUGCCCAAGUACAGGCAAUAUGUUCAUAUGUGAGAGAGAAUUACACUGAAUUAUUUCCAUGUAGUGACAAGCCAAAUACCAAAGGACGUGUUGCAGAGGCGUGGGACAGGGCAGCCACCACAUUGAUGAGUGGUGGUCUGCCCAUUUCUAAUGCCAAGAAGGCCCCUGGUGUGCACCUCCGUGACCUAUGGCACAAGAUGGUGUCGAGGGCCAAAAAGUACCGUGAUGACCGUUCACGUACAGGUGGUGGCCCUCGACCCAGGUUCCAUCAGCGCCAUGAAAUGGUCAUGGAGGUGCUACCUAAACCUGCAUGCAUGGGCUUUCUUGGCCAAGAGAGCGAAGGAGGGAAUUUAAUUGCCUUACUAACGAAUACGGAAGACUUUGAUAACAUGGAAGAGCAAUAUCAGACAACACGGCAGCAUCAACAACAGCAGCAGCGGCAGCAACAACAGCAACAACACCAGACACAGCAACAACAGCAACAACACCAGACAGGGCAACAACAGCAACAACACCAGACACAGCACCAGACCCAACAACAACACCAGUCACUCCAGACCCAGCAACAGCAAGUGCAACCUUUGAAUGAACACCAUCAACAAGAUCAACGGCAAAAACCACAGCAUUCUAACCUUCGACAAGUGCGAAAAAGGAAAGCAGAUUAUCAGUGGGAGUUGCUGGAGUGUGAAAAGGAAAAGCUAGGUGUAAUGAGGCAGAGACUAGAGGUUGAGAGAGAAAAAGUUCAAGUAUUGAAGCAAAUAUUUAACAAACUUAGUGGCAAUGUGUCAGAGAAUGAAUCAUAAUUCCAUAAACAAUUUUGAUAGAGUAAAGAAAGUAAUAACUAUAAAGACCAAUUUUGGAAUAGUUAGAACAAUCACGGUUUGAAUGAAAGUGAUUGG
Molecule: messenger RNA, 1009 nt
Organism: Lytechinus pictus (painted urchin)
Lineage: Eukaryota; Metazoa; Echinodermata; Echinoidea; Temnopleuroida; Toxopneustidae
Product: mediator of RNA polymerase II transcription subunit 15-like
Exons: 5
Coding region: 59-913 (284 amino acids)
Source: RefSeq, a predicted model, not a curated record